Molecule: messenger RNA, 622 nt
Organism: Dothidotthia symphoricarpi CBS 119687
Lineage: Eukaryota; Fungi; Ascomycota; Dothideomycetes; Pleosporales; Dothidotthiaceae
Exons: 1
Coding region: 97-474 (125 amino acids)
Source: RefSeq, a predicted model, not a curated record
AUCCAUCAUCAAAUCGAUCUAGCAUACGCCCCACUGCAUUGCCUCGAUCACUCAACAACCCCAAAAUCACGCUCCAUUCCCUUCCGCAAAUAUACCAUGAGACUGCACAAUCAACCGCUCCAAACAAGCCGGGCUGGAAAUACACUGACACCGCCUACGUCGCACAACCCAUACGCGAAUCCACCCUGUCGAUGUCGAACCGUGGUACGAUCUCGCCGCAUUCUAGUUCGCGUGUCCUCGCAUUAUAGACAGCCUACAUCACCACCGCAGCCUAUACGUAAACACAAACCUCUCCUACCCCACCUACUACCUGGCGUGCAAAUCAUACACAUACCGACCUCCAAGCCCUAUCCUCUAUUUAACACGCACGUUUUCAUUCUGAAUCACGCUUGCAUUGCAUAUCCCAUCCCGUCGUUCCCUGAACUGCACUCUACCACUCCCGUCCACCCCCGAGAACCUCCCAACCGCUACUAGUCCGUUGGUUACUUAGUCGGACGAAAGACCCGGGAAAGAAACGGGAAUGGUGUAAACACUGGACAGAAAUGCGAGGCGAGGGGAGAAAGACAGCAAAGACAGUUCUGUGAAAGCGAGAAGGGUGAUUGGCGACUUGAAAGGUAUGAGG